Molecule: messenger RNA, 1710 nt
Organism: Seminavis robusta
Lineage: Eukaryota; Bacillariophyta; Bacillariophyceae; Naviculales; Naviculaceae
Source: the annotation of a GenBank genome assembly
GAAGAAGGAAAGUAAAAGCACGUUGUUGUUUUUUGGAACUGAUCAGCUUAUUCCCGCGCAAUACAUUGUCAAGUGUCAAGAAGGAACCACACGCUCAUGUUGACAAUAAUAGCGGUUUGAUGAACGGCAACAUCAACAGGCAUCAAGAUGAAGAAGGCAAUUCUGUUUGUAUCGCUGCUUCUUGCUGAGCAUGUGGCAGGCUUUCGCAGCUCCAUGCUGCUGCCCAAGUUCCUGAUCACUCAGCCUCAAAAUCUGCAUCCAUCACAGUCCAAGACGCAGCUGUUCAUGGUCUUUGACUUUUUCAAGGAGAAGACAUCGGAAGGAUUUGAUCAGUUGAAUCGAUUGGCUGAUGCUUCCUACAAAGGAGAACUGGGGAAAGGAAUCUCAGAUGUCGCUGCCUACACCACAGCCAGCAAUAUUGCCUUUGCCAAUGGACUGGCAAGGAGUCGCAUUCAGUUGCUCCAAAACCUGGAAUCGUUGGCCACAGGAAUGUCUCCAGAGGAAUUGCUAGAGGAUCUGCAAGAUAUCUUGCUGCAAGCGGAUCUUGGAAUUGCUGUUUCUGAAGAGGUAGUGGAUGAAGUAAGGACCCUUCGGGCAGACUCGACAACGAUGCUGACACAAGAUGACCUCAGGAGUAUUUUACGAGGCAAGCUGAUCGAAGCAUUGAUUACAGAAAUACCUGGAGCAAUGCAGUUCUCGGCAGAUGAUAACACUCCUACGGUGUUCUUUGUGAUGGGGGCCAACGGUAUGGGAAAGACAACAACUAUUGGCAAGCUUGCUCACCGUCUCAAGACGGAAGGAAACCAAACUGUUUUGAUGGCAGCUUGUGAUACGUUUCGAGCUGGUGCAGUCGAGCAGUUGCAACAGUGGGCUGAAAGAGCUGAUGUUGAUAUUUAUGGCCCCUCGGAAGGCAAGAGCACGCCCAGUGCUGUUCUUUAUGGAGCACUCGAUAAAGCGUGCAAAGAAAACUACGAUACUGUCUUGGUUGAUACAUCUGGAAGGCUGAGCAACAAUGAUGCCCUGACUGCUGAAUUAGCCAAGAUGAAAAAGGUAAUACAGAAACGUCUUUCAGUCGAAACAGGUAGCGAUGGCAGCCCGAUUCCAAACAAACAGGCACCACAUGAGACCCUGCUUGUGUUAGAUGCCGCGCAAGGACGGAUGGCUUUGGAUUCAGCUCGCGUAUGGGACGAGGAGAUUGGUCUAAGUGGAUUAAUCCUGACGAAAUUGGACGGUACUGCCCGCGGCGGUUCCGUCGUUGCCGUGUCCCGUGAUCUGAGAUUGCCUGUGAAGCUCAUCGGAGUUGGAGAAGGACUUGAUGACCUGAGAGAUUUUGAACCUGAACGCUUUGUGGAGGGUCUGCUUGGUAUUGGAGAAGCCGGUGGCAAACCUAGUUCCAACUCGAACGAAGGGGCAAUGCUAGCUGCGAGGCUAGACAACAUGAGGCAAGAGCGAGACGAGAGAGCAAAGGUCAUGGCCAAACAGCCUGUUGCCGCUGUCGCUGCUCCACCGCCUUCUAUAGAAAUGGAUGACACUGGCAAAAGUCCUGCAAGGAGAUCCAAACCGAAGAACAAGAAGAAAAAGAAGAAGGGCCGCAAAUAAAUGCCGGUAUAGAUAUCGUUAUAAUACAGUCGUAGCCCCAGCUAGCUAGCUAGAAUACAGCUUCCAAAUCAAUAAUUUUGUCUUUUGCAAGUGUAUCGGUACCUUCCAGCC